Messenger RNA from Acomys russatus (golden spiny mouse), 2592 nucleotides. RefSeq names its product anoctamin 7 (gene Ano7). NCBI's taxonomy places the organism in Eukaryota, Metazoa, Chordata, Mammalia, Rodentia, Muridae. Gene Ontology annotation, biological process: calcium activated phospholipid scrambling; chloride transmembrane transport. Gene Ontology annotation, molecular function: protein dimerization activity; chloride channel activity. Gene Ontology annotation, cellular component: plasma membrane. The record is from RefSeq and is a predicted model, not a curated record.
CUCAGGAGUGAGAUGCUGCGGAGGCGAGCCCAGGAAGAAGACAGUGUGGUGCUGAUCGACAUGGCCUCCCCCGAAGCAGGGAAUGGGUGCUCUUAUGGAAGCACAGCCCAAGCCUCAGAGGCAGGUAAACAGCAGCUGGCCCCCAGCAGAGUUGGGAGCUCUGCCAAACCCCCAAUUGAUUUUGUUCUUGUUUGGGAAGAAGACAGGAGGAACCAAGAGAGCCCCACCCAGGACAAGUCAGACACACAUGAGGUCUGGCGGGAGACCUUUCUGGAAAACCUUCGCAUGGCUGGCCUGAAUAUAGAUCAGCACGAUGUCCAGGACGAGGCCACUGCAGUCCACUACAUCCUCCUCAGUGCACCCUGGGCUGUACUCUGCUACUAUGCCGAAGACCUGCGCCUGAAGCUGCCUCUGCAGGAGUUACCCAACCAGGCCUCUAACUGGUCAGCCACUCUUCUGGAAUGGCUGGGCAUCCCCAAUAUCCUGCUGGAGGAAGUGCCUGAUACCCCCCCAGAGUACUACUCCUGCCAGUUCAAAGCAAGCAAGCUGCAAUGGUUCCUUGGGAGUGACAACCAGGACACAUUCUUCACCAGCACCAAAAGGCACCAGAUUCUGUUUGAAAUCCUGGCCAAGACUCGAUAUGGCCACAAGAAGAAAGGCUUGUUUGGGAUUGACCAGCUGCUGACAGAAGGUGUCUUCAGUGCAGCUUUCCCCCUGCAUGAUGGCCCAUUCUCUGCAGUCCCAGAGAGCUCACAGGCCCUGGGUCUCACCCAGCGCCAAGUCUUAUUCCAGCACUGGGCUCGCUGGGGCAAAUGGAGCAAGUACCAGCCACUGGACCAUGUGCGUAGGUACUUCGGGGAGAAGGUGGCUCUCUACUUCGCCUGGCUUGGGUUUUACACGGGUUGGCUCCUGCCUGCAGCACUGGUGGGCACAGUGGUGUUCCUGGUGGGCUGUUUUCUGGUAUUCUCAGACAUACCAACGCAGGAGCUAUGCCACAGCUCGGAUGGCUUCGACAUGUGCCCACUCUGUCCUGACUGUUCUUUCUGGCUGCUCUCCAGCGCCUGCACCCUGGCCCAGGCUGGGCGGCUCUUUGACCAUGGUGGCACCGUCUUCUUCAGCUUGUUCAUGGCCCUGUGGGCAGUGUUGCUUCUGGAGUACUGGAAGCGGAAAAAUGCCACAUUGGCCUACCGCUGGGACUGCUCUGACUAUGAAGACAUUGAGGAGAGGCCUCGGCCCCAGUUCGCUGCAACGGCCCCAAUGACAGCCCUGAACCCCAUCACUGGGGAAGAUGAGCCCUACUUUCCUGAGAAGUGCCGUGUUCGCCGCAUGCUGGCUGGUUCUGUGGUGCUCCUGAUGAUGGUGGCUGUGGUGAUUAUGUGCCUUGUGUCAAUCAUCCUAUACAGGGCUGUCAUGGCUAUAAUUGUGUCCAAGUCAGACAACACCUUCCUCUCAGCCUGGGCUCCACGAAUUGCCAGCCUCACAGGAUCAGUGGUGAACCUUGUCUUCAUCCUCAUCCUCUCCAAGGUCUAUGUGAUCCUGGCUCAGGUCCUGACAAGAUGGGAGAUGCAUCGGACGCAGACCUCAUUCGAGGAUGCCUUCACCCUCAAGGUGUUUAUCUUCCAGUUUGUCAACUUCUAUGCCUCACCUGUAUAUAUCGCCUUCUUCAAGGGCAGGUUUGUGGGAUACCCGGGCCACUACCACACCUUGUUUGGAGUCCGAAAUGAGGAGUGUCCCGCUGGAGGCUGCCUCAUUGAAUUGGCGCAGGAGCUCCUGGUCAUCAUGGUGGGCAAACAGGUCAUCAACAACGUGCAGGAGGUCCUUGUCCCAAAGCUGAAAGGCUGCUGGCAGAAGUUGUGCUCCAGGAGAAAGAGGGCUGGCAUGGGGACCCACCCAGCACCCUGGGAGGCUGACUAUGAGUUGCUGCCUUGUGAGGGGCUGUUUCAUGAAUACCUUGAAAUGGUGCUGCAGUUUGGAUUCGUCACCAUCUUCGUGGCAGCUUGCCCGCUGGCGCCGCUUUUUGCUCUGCUCAACAACUGGGUAGAGAUCCGCCUGGAUGCCCGCAAGUUUGUGUGUGAGUACCGGCGCCCGGUGGCCGAGCGAGCCCAGGACAUUGGCAUCUGGUUCCACAUCCUAGCAGGCCUCACACAUCUUGCAGUCAUCAGCAACGCCUUCCUGCUGGCCUUCUCCUCCGACUUCCUGCCGCGUGCUUACUACCGCUGGACACGCGCCCCUGACCUGCACGGCUUCCUCAAUUUCACGCUGGCACACGCGCCGCCUGCCUUCGCUGCUGCGCACAACCGCACUUGCAGGUACCGGGCUUUCCGGGAUGAUGAGGGACACUAUUCUCCGACUUAUUGGACUCUCCUGGCCAUCCGCCUGGCCUUUGUCAUCGUGUUUGAGCAUGUGGUCUUCUCCAUUGGCCGUUUUCUGGAUCUCCUGGUUCCUGACAUCCCAGAGUCUGUGGAGAUGAAGGUGAAGCGGGAAUACUACUUAGCUAAACAGGCACUGGCUGAGAACGAGGCUCUCCUUGGAACAACAGAAGUGAAGGAUGCCCCAUCUCUAAGCUCAGACAGUCUGGGCCUUCCAGCCUAA